UUAGUUUUCGUUUAGACAAGUACCUUCUAAAUUACCAAUGUAGCUUUUAAUGAUUAUUUAUUUUUUGGCUUAAAAUUAUUAAACAGAUAAAAAAAGGUAAAUAGCGAGACAAUGGCGCUUUAAGUACGAACAAGUGAAAAAGAAAAGAGGGAGACGAGAGAAUUUGUUUAACCCAAAUUCAUUACGAUAAAGCAAACAAAACAUAACGGGUUUUUAUGCACACAUCAAAUAAUUGCCCAUUCGUGCUUUGAAGUUCUUAGAGUAGACAAGUGAAGCUCUCAUUUGCAUACGGCCACGGACCCCACGGAUAAGGAUAAGCAAAGGCAACUGCAAUCAUGUCGAGCGAGGAGAUGUUAUACGCAAAGGGCGCCAAAAUUUGGAUACCCCAUGCGGAGCUGGUGUGGGAGAGCGCCACGCUGGAAGAAAGCUAUCGCAAGGGCGCGGGCUUUUUGAAAAUUCAAACCGAAUCGGGUAGACUGCAAGAGUGGAAACUCAAGCCGGAUGGCAGUAAUCUACCGCCGCUACGCAAUCCUGCUAUACUGGUUGGCCAAAACGACUUAACCACACUAUCGUACCUUCAUGAGCCCGGCGUGCUGUACAAUCUGCGCGUGCGCUUCUGCGAGCGCCAAAUCAUUUACACUUACUGCGGCAUUAUACUGGUUGCCAUUAAUCCGUAUGCAGAUUUGCCGCUUUAUGGUCCCAACAUUAUACGCGCAUAUCGCGGCCAUGCCAUGGGCGAACUGGAGCCACACAUAUUUGCGCUGGCCGAGGAAGCUUACAACAAACUGGAACGUGAGAACUGCAAUCUCAGCAUUAUUGUCAGCGGCGAGUCCGGCGCCGGCAAAACCGUAUCAGCCAAAUAUGCCAUGCGUUACUUUGCUGCCGUUGGCGGCUCAGAAUCGGAGACACAAGUCGAACGCAAGGUGCUGGCAUCUUCACCGAUUAUGGAGGCCUUUGGCAAUGCCAAGACGACACGCAAUGACAACAGCUCCCGCUUUGGAAAAUUUACCAAGCUGCUGUUCAAAAACAACAUGGGCGUCAUGUAUCUGCAAGGCGCCACCAUGCAUACCUAUCUGCUGGAGAAGUCCCGUGUAGUCUACCAGGCACAAGGAGAACGCAACUAUCAUAUAUUCUAUCAGCUGUGUGCAGCGCGCGCCAAGUAUCCGGAACUAGUAUUGGACCAUCAGGACAAGUAUGAAUUUUUGAACAUGGGCGGUGCUUCGGACAUUGAGCGCGUCUCUGAUGCGGAUCAGUUCAAUGACACUGUGCAGGCCAUGACUGUGUUGGGCUUUUCCAUACAACAGAUUGCAGACAUUGUGAAAAUUCUUGCUGGCAUAUUGCAUUUGGGCAACAUUGAGGUAUGCAAGAAGUACAAAGAUGGCAGCGAUGAGGAGGACACUGAUUCCUGCGAGAUAUUUCAAAAUAACAUGCAUCUGCAAGUGACUGGCGAUCUGCUAAAAAUCAAUCCGGAUGAAUUGCGUCGCUGGCUUUUGAUGCGUAAGAUAGAGUCGGUCAAUGAAUAUGUGCUGAUACCGAACAACAUUGAGAUGGCGCAAGCAGCCCGUGACGCGCUUGCCAAGCAUAUCUAUGCAAAGCUCUUCCAGUAUAUUGUCAAUGUGCUGAACAAGAGUCUCAAUAACGGUAGCAAGCAGUGCAGCUUCAUUGGCGUGCUCGAUAUCUACGGCUUUGAAACUUUCGAGGUGAACUCGUUUGAACAGUUUUGCAUAAACUAUGCAAACGAGAAGCUCCAGCAGCAAUUCAAUCAGCAUGUCUUCAAGCUGGAACAGGAGGAGUAUCUCAAGGAGGGCAUUACCUGGACCAUGAUUGACUUUUAUGACAAUCAGCCCUGCAUUGAUCUCAUCGAGUCGCGCCUGGGUGUACUGGAUCUGCUAGAUGAGGAGUGUAGAAUGCCUCGCGGAUCGGACGACAGCUGGGCGGGCAAACUAAUUGAGAAGUGUGCCAAGUUUCCACAUUUUGAAAAGCCACGCUUUGGCACAACAAGUUUCUUCAUCAAACAUUUCUCGGAUACGGUGGAAUACGAUGUAAACGGCUUUCUGGAAAAGAAUCGAGACACAGUAUCCAAAGAGCUAACUAAUGUGCUGGCGCAGUCGAAUAUGUCGCUGUGCAAACAGGUCAUGGUUCUCGAGGAUGUCGACACACUUUGCACCGAUGCUAACAAGAACACCACCACUUUGGGCGGACGCGUUGUCAUCAGUGCGAACCGCAAACAGCUCAAUGAGACGCGUCGAAGAGUGGUGCCCUCAAAGCAGCACAAGAAGACUGUGGGCUCUCAGUUUCAAGAGAGCUUGGCCUCGUUGAUUUCCACGUUGCAUGCCACCACGCCCCAUUAUGUUCGCUGCAUCAAGCCCAACGAUGACAAGAUUGCCUUUAAAUGGGAGACGGCCAAGAUUAUACAACAAUUGCGUGCGUGCGGUGUGUUGGAAACGGUGCGCAUCUCCGCAGCGGGCUUUCCUUCACGUUGGCUCUACUUGGAUUUUUAUAUGCGCUAUCAGCUGCUGGCGCAUCGUGCGCAGAUCGAUAAAAAUGAUAUGAAUCAGUCUUGUCGCAACAUAGUGCUUAAGUGGAUACCCGAUCAGGACAAAUAUCGCUUUGGCAAUACGCAGAUAUUCUUUAGAGCCGGUCAGGUGGCUUUUCUGGAACAAGUGCGUGCUAAUCUGCGCAAGAAGUACAUUACCAUUGUGCAGUCAGUGGUGCGCCGCUUUAUACAUCGGCGACGCUAUGUGCGUCUGCAGGGCGUCAUCUCGGGCAUACAGUGCCAUGCACGUGGCUAUUUGGCGCGCAUGCGAGUGCAAAAAAUGCGCGAGGCACGUGCCGCUCUCAUACUCUCCAAAUAUGCCAAGGGCUGGCUCUGCCGACGUCGCUAUCUGCGUCUGCGUCACUCUGUGGCCGGCAUACAGCAAUAUGCACGUGGCAUGCUCGCACGCAACAAGUUCUAUGCCAUGCGGGAUCAUUACCGGGCCGUGCAGAUCCAACGCUUUGUGCGUGGUGUGCUGGCCCGUCGCGCCUAUCAGAAACGGCGCAGGGACAUUAUCAUUUGCCAGGCGGCGGUGCGUCGCUUUUUGGCGCGACGCAAGUUCAGGGGCAUGAAGAAGGAGGCCAAGACCAUUAUGCACAUGGAGAAGAAGUAUAUGGGCUUGGAGAAUAAGAUUAUCUCCAUGCAGCAGCGCAUUGAUGAGCUGAACCGUGACAACAGCAAUCUGAAGCACAAGACCAGCGAGAUAAGCGUUUUAAAAAUGAAGCUAGAAAUGAAAAAGAACCUGGAGCUGGAGUUCAAAAAUAUAAAGGCCGCCUGUUUGGAUAAGGAUAAACUAAUUGAGGCCUUGAAUAAGCAGCUGGAGUCGGAGCGUGAUGAGAAAAUGCAGCUGCUGGAGGAGAACGGACACACGCAGGAGGAGUGGCAGCAGCAGAAGCAGAUUUGGUGCCAGGAGAAUGUCGAGCUGCGUCAGCAGGUGGACUCCAUGAUUGAAAUGGCGAAAAGUGUGCAGAGCACACAGCGCAUACAAGAAGAGCAUUUGCUUACUGCCAUUGACAACAAGGAGCUUAACGAAGCCUAUCAGCGUGCUAUCAAGGACAAGGAAGUGAUUGAGAACGAGAAUUAUAUGCUGAAGGAGGAGCUCAGUCGGCUGGGUCAGCAAAAUGGUCUCAGCUCCUUUGGCAUGCAUCAUGUACGCUCCGUCAGCAAUGCCUCCAGCCAGAAUGAAGAUGAUGUGGGCUAUGCCUCCGCCAGAAAUACGCUGGACAUUAACAGACAGCCAGAUUUGAUAAACAAGAGUGAUUCAUUCCUGGACAGCACCAGCAUUGUGGUCAAGUUGCGUUCUAUACUGGAGGAAGAGAAGCAAAAGCACAGGAGCCUGCUGGAGCAGUAUGUUAAACUGGCAAGUCGCAAUAAACCAACGGAGGAUUCAUUCCGCGUGUCCGAGCUUGAGGUAGAGAACGAGAAACUACGCAGCGACUACGAUCAGCUGCGCACGAGCAUUAAGCACGGCGUUGAGAUCAACGAGCUCAAUGCUCAGCAUGCUGCACUGCAAGAGGAGGUGCGCCGAAGACGCGAGGAGUGCAUUCAACUGAAGGCUGUUCUCUUGCAACAAAACCAAACCUUACGCUCUUUUGAGCCGGAGAGCUUGCAGCUGCGUGGCAACGACGCCAGCAAUAUGCAGGAAGUCAUGGAGGCUUUCCACUCCCAGAAACUUGUCAACAGGCAAUUGGAAUCGGAGCUAAAAGCCAUUACCGAGGAGCAUAAUAGUAAACUGAUUGAAAUGACGCAGGCAAUCGAGCGUCUUGGCCAAGAGAAAGACGAAAUGCAGGAGGUUUUGUUCAAGAGCGUGGACGAGUAUGAACAGGCUGAUGUCGAAACGCUCAAGCAAAAUGAUCGUUAUCUGCGUUUGGAACUAAAGAAGGCCAUUACACAGUAUCUGCUGGUGCUAGAGGAGCUUAAGCUGGCUAAUGCCAAACUCAAGGCAUACAGACAAGACGGCGGCAAAUUGGAGCACAAAAUCGAGGAGGAGAUGACACGCAAUAAGGUGGCAAGCAGUAGCAGCGAUGUGGGCGCCAAUGUGACUAAGCAAAAGUCUCAAAAUCCGCUCGGUUUAAUGAAGUUCCAUAAUAGCGAUCUUGACAAAAUCUUACAGCGACUGUUGAGCAGUCUAACUCCGCGCACUGUUGUGGGCCUGCUGCCCGGAUUUCCGGCUUAUCUUAUCUUUAUGUGCAUACGCUAUACUGAUUUAACUAAUGCGGACGAAGAUGUGCGCGAGCUGCUGAGCAAGUUUGUCUUGCAAAUAAAGAAAAUGCAUCGCACACCACAUCCCAUAGAAAAUCGCGUCAUUUGGCUGGUCAAUUCCAUAACGCUUUUGAAUCUAUUAAAACAAUAUGGCGAUGUGGAGGAGUACGUCAAGUUUAACACAGAGAAACAGAAUCAGCAGCAGCUAAAGAACUUCAAUCUCUACGAAUAUCGACGCGUGAUACUCGAUUUGAUUGUUAAUCUAUAUCAGGCGCUGGUCAUGCAGAUACAGGGUCUGCUAGAUCCCAAAAUAGUUCCGGCUAUCUUGAACAACGAUGAGAUUCAACGUACGCGCCAUGCACAUGGCAUGCGCAAUCGCAGCAGUGAUGUUAACUCGUCGCCCGAGGGUAAUGUACCCGCGUGGAAGCAGCUUAUAGGCCAGUUGGAGCACUUUUACAAGCAAUUCCAGCACUUUGGGCUUGAUCCCAUCUAUGCCGAGCAGAUAUUUAACCAGCUAUUGUACUUUGUCUGUGCCGUCGCUCUCAAUUGCUUAAUGUUGCGCGGCGACAUUUGUAUGUGGGAGACUGGCAUGAUAAUACGUUACAAUCUGGGUUGUAUAGAGGAUUGGGUGCGCGACAAGAAGAUGUCUAAUGAGGUCUUGAUGCCACUGGCGCCAUUGAAUCAAGUGUCGCAGCUGCUGCAGUCGCGCAAGAGCGAGGAGGAUGUGCAAACCAUUUGCGAUUUGUGUACAUCGCUCAACACAGCUCAGGUGCUGAAGGUCAUGAAGUCAUAUAAACUGGAUGACUAUGAGAGCGAAAUAACAAAUGUUUUUCUAGAAAAACUGACCAGCAAGCUCAACGCACGUCAAAUGCCUAAGAUGAGCGAUGAGUUUACCAUGGACCAGAAUUUUAUACAUCCCUUUAAGGUGAUGUUUAAGUACAGUGACAUUAAGUUGGAAGACAUCGAAUUGCCGCCCCAUUUAAAUCUGGACGAAUUCCUCACCAAAAUAUAAGUU
Molecule: messenger RNA, 5753 nt
Organism: Drosophila busckii
Lineage: Eukaryota; Metazoa; Arthropoda; Insecta; Diptera; Drosophilidae
Gene: didum
Product: unconventional myosin-Va
Exons: 17
Coding region: 336-5750 (1804 amino acids)
Biological process (GO): vesicle transport along actin filament; actin filament organization
Cellular component (GO): myosin complex; vesicle; cytoplasm
Molecular function (GO): ATP binding; actin filament binding; microfilament motor activity
Source: RefSeq, a predicted model, not a curated record